GCAUGUCUUAAGGAUGGGACAAAAUGGUGAUGAAUUUUCAGCUUGUUUAAGCAUACCCUGAAUUUCACAUUCACAGUGAUAACAUUGUUCCAGGAACAGUCGCAUUUUAUGAAUCGUCUCCUACGAAGCAGACGUCCAAAUUGUCCGCAACAGUUGUGAAAAGUAUAACGAUAUUCCGGCGUUAUUUUGCGAACAGUUCAAUACGCGUUUUCAAUUUCCUCGAGUUUCAUCACAUAGCGACGGUCUAUAGGAAGCAAGGGAAUCAGACUGCGUAAGAACGCAGACGUUUCUCCAGUUCAACGAAGAACAGUGGCACUCGGUUCAGCCGAGAGAGAAAGAGAGAGAUUCGUCACAAUGACUGCUGUGAUUCUACGAAAAUCACAUCGGUGAUGGUUACAACGACAAAGUAGCGUGGUAUCACCGAUAGGUGACGUCGUAACAUUGGAUUUUGAAGAUUACCUACAUAACUGACAAGUCGUUUCAGCGGCUUAACAGGUGCGAACAGCCUGUGCUGUGUGUAUACUUGACUUUUCAUAACAUCUUGAAAAGAAGUUGGCAUGGCUUCGGGAAUAUUGCAGAAAGCUAUAGAACUUGUGACAAAGGCCACAGAGGAGGAUCGUAAUAAGAACUAUGAAGAAGCUCUGAGGUUAUACGAGCAUGCUGUUGAAUACUUCCUACAUUCGAUCAAAUACGAGACACAUGGAGACAGAGCAAAGGAAAGCAUAAGAGCAAAAUGUGUGCAGUAUUUAGAGAGAGCCGAAAAAUUAAAGGCUUAUUUGAAGAAGAGUAAGAAGAAGCCGGUUAAAGCUGGAGAAGAUAAUUCUAAGAGUGAAGAUAAGAAAAGCGACAGUGGUGACAGUGAUACAGAUAGUGAUCCUGAAAAGAAAAAAUUACAGAGCAAAUUGGAAGGAGCUAUAAUCAUCGAGAAGCCAGAUGUCAAAUGGAAUGAUGUGGCUGGUCUUGACGGAGCCAAAGAAGCUUUGAAGGAAGCAGUUAUUUUACCAAUUCGUUUUCCUCAUCUUUUUACUGGAAAACGUAUACCUUGGAAGGGUAUCCUAUUAUUUGGGCCACCAGGUACUGGUAAAUCAUAUUUGGCAAAGGCAGUAGCGACAGAAGCCAACAACUCUACUUUCUUCUCUGUAUCAUCGUCGGAUUUAGUAAGCAAGUGGUUAGGAGAGUCGGAAAAACUUGUAAAAAAUUUGUUCGAACUAGCACGACAACACAAACCUAGCAUUAUAUUUAUUGAUGAAAUAGAUUCACUUUGCUCGUCACGUUCCGACAAUGAAUCAGAAUCCGCAAGAAGGAUAAAAACAGAAUUUCUAGUUCAGAUGCAAGGUGUAGGAUCCGAUAACGAUGGUAUACUUGUGCUGGGUGCAACCAACAUACCUUGGGUCCUGGAUUCUGCGAUCAGACGACGAUUCGAAAAGAGGAUUUACAUUCCAUUGCCCGAGGAACAAGCACGGGCUGUCAUGUUUAAGAUUCACUUGGGCAACACAUCGCAUUGUUUGACGGAAGAAGAUUUUAGGAAAUUAGCGGCCUCUACCGAAGGUUACUCUGGGGCUGAUAUAAGCAUUAUUGUACGAGAUGCUCUAAUGCAGCCAGUCCGACAAGUGCAAACGGCUACGCACUUUAAGCGCGUUAAAGGGCCGUCACCGAAGGAUCCUUCCAUUAUCGUUGAUGAUUUACUCACUCCAUGCUCCCCUGGUGAUCCAGCUGCUAUAGAAAUGAGUUGGAUGGAAGUAGAGGGUGAUAAAUUAUACGAGCCACCAGUUACCAUGAAAGAUAUGUUGAAAUCGCUAGCAACGACCCGUCCUACAGUGAACGAGGAGGAUAUGACAAAGUUAGAGAAAUUUAAGGAAGAUUUCGGUCAAGAGGGUUGAGGGAUCCUUAAACUCUCUUGUAAUCAAGUAAACAGAUUUUUGAUUCAACGAAUAUCUUUAGUUAUACACGCUUGCCUUAUUCCUUUAAUAUUUGACACUCGACAGUGUCUGCAUGAAAAAUAUGCUCGGAAACGAGUUUAUUACUCUUUUGUCGCCUCUUUACUUUCAAUUUUUUCUUUUUCCAAACGCGACACGCAAAGUGGAUACAAUCUGGCAUCGUGAGCUUAUCGCUUGUUUACUUAGCGAAAAUAAUACAUAACUAUAACUAUAUAUAUUACUAAAUAAACUAUAUAUAUUUUGAGAUAAAAAAUUCUUAGAUUUAUCAAACAGUUAGAGACGAGAGAUAGAUUAUUUUUUAUUAUAAAGUGCAAAGUAGAAAAAAAAAUGUUGGUGACAUGUUUACGCGAGGUAUGGCAAAUUCUGUGUUUAACGCAUCACUAUAUAAUCACUAUGAUAUGUACCUAACAAAUUAAUUGUACAUCAUAUAGAUUUUGCAGUUACUUCCUAACCACCUUUGAUUAUGAUUUUAAAGCGUUCUCAUGUAUUAUUCGAUUAUUUAAAUUCGGGACUGGGCUUACCAGUGAUCGCGCUCGCGAAAAAUUGGAAUCGAAUCGCAUGGCUAGCCGAUUUAAAAAAAGUUGGCUAAUUGAAAUCGCGGUAAGAUAGCGCGAAAAUAUUAUGUAAUAUAUAAUACAUACGUAUGCACUACUGAUAAUCAGAAUGCUGUUUUCAUGUAAAUUGUUUUUAUUGUUAACUAAAUAAAUAACAAGCUGUAUACUGA
This is a messenger RNA of Linepithema humile (Argentine ant), 2661 nucleotides long. RefSeq names its product vacuolar protein sorting 4 (gene Vps4). Lineage: Eukaryota; Metazoa; Arthropoda; Insecta; Hymenoptera; Formicidae. Gene Ontology annotation, biological process: vacuole organization; endosomal transport. Gene Ontology annotation, molecular function: ATP hydrolysis activity; ATP binding. The record is from RefSeq and is a predicted model, not a curated record.